This is a messenger RNA of Anarrhichthys ocellatus (wolf-eel), 25084 nucleotides long. It is a transcript of the gene spaca6, whose product is annotated as sperm acrosome associated 6. The record is from RefSeq and is a predicted model, not a curated record. Bases 6184 to 7191 code for a protein of 335 amino acids. The transcript has 11 exons. NCBI's taxonomy places the organism in Eukaryota, Metazoa, Chordata, Actinopteri, Perciformes, Anarhichadidae. Gene Ontology annotation, biological process: fusion of sperm to egg plasma membrane involved in single fertilization.
UCCAUGGCCAAAUACAGAGAUGCUCUGUUGCACAUUGGGCCCUUAUUCAUGUGCACACAUGUUAUCUAGACUUGAGUUAACGUGGAGACUUAAAGUUAAAAGAUGAACUUGGAUAAUGAAAUCGCAUAAAGCAGUUCAAUUCAAGUUACUCCUCAUUGAUUUCUGAUGCUGUUCAGGACGAGAUAUUCCACCUCAGUCUCAAUGUGGAUUAAUCUUUACAAUAGCAGAGAAAGUGCAUGUUGUAUUUUAAAUACUGUUUUGGCCAAAAUAAACAGUUUUCAUUAUCAAUUGGUCCAAAUAUUGUAUUGAUUGAUCGAUUGAAAAUGCUUAUUUUAUUUAACCAACAGUAUAAAACCCAAAGAUAGUCAAUUUACUAUCACAGUAAUGGGUAAACCAGAAAUUGUUCAUUUGAGAAGUCAGGAGCUCUGAAUUCUUUGCACUUUUGCUAAAGAAACGGCUUUAUCUGUUAAUCGAUUAUCAGUAUAUUUACUGAUUUUAUUUCUGUCAAUUGACCAAUUGUUUUAGCUCCGAUAAACUCGCAUUCAUGCAGGAUGACUGUACCGCACUGACCUUGACGCCCGAGUCAGUGAGUGGUGUGAUGGUGUCCAGCAGCGGGAGCUCGAUGUGGCGCUUCGGCCUGCACAAUUGAGAGCGUAGUUGGUACCGUUGUGUUCCACCACGCUCAUCCAGUUCAGCAGUUUAGAGGCUGUCUGUUUGUCUCCUGUGGCCCAAAUACACAUAAAGACCGCUGACACUGUCUUUAGGUGUCAAACCACUUCUUUAGAAACUUAUAUACAGAAGUUGUGUUCAGUUGUGUGCUGUUAAAUCCUUAAACCUUAUGGUUAUUUGGAUGUUAUCUUGCGCUAAUGACAAAUUCCUUAAUGGGACAAACCUAAAAUUGAAGAGCAAUGUCAUACGCCAUCUUUUUACUUUGCUGUGUUUUGCACGUUUCACAAAUCAAAUAUGGAGCUUCUUUAUUUUUUUGUAUUCAAUUUUCACAAACAAGUUGAAAACGGACAAUAAGAACCCUUUUUAGGGACUAGUUAUGGCAUUAAGACCAUCUGUCAUAUUAUAUUAACACUUAAAGCGUACAAGUAUUUGAAGCAUUCAGUACGUUUUCAAUGAACAGCUUCUCUAUAACAAUACUGAAUACUUGGGCAGAAAUAAUGGAUUACACUGGCUUAUUGUACUGACAACGAAUGUGUCGGUUAUUUAAAGCCUCUUCACUUACUGAUCCCAGCACAUCUAAAGUUUAGAGUGCGGAGGAAGCCAUUAAUGUGUUUCACUUUAUAAAACAUAACUCUGCCUUCGCUAUCAAUUAUGUAGCUCGGGUGUGAAAGAGAUGGCAAAAGGGCCACACACACACACACACACACCAGGCAGCAGGGUCCCGCGCGGAGAGAAAGCGCUGCACCAUGUGACCGCUGUGGAUGUACCAACGCUCUCUCAGUCUCAGCGAGAGCUAUUCUCCCCGGACUCGGUGUUCUAGUUGCAUCAGUGUUUGUCGGCCUUCUCUAGGACAUGCGGGCUGAAAUGGGGCUGAAGUUGAGAGAGCUCCAUCUGGAUACCCACAAGGUAUAGGGCCUUUCUACUAUAAGCAAGUCGGCCUUGGCUUCAUGUCUGAGGAACACCUGCCACACUUUGCAAGGCAGUGAUCUCAAGCGCUGAGCGUUUGUGAUGGCAGCCCUGCGGAGACAAAAGGUGAGCGGCUGUAUAGAUGUUGGUGUUAGUCAGGUAGGUAGGUAGAGAGCAGGGAGAUGGAAUCAAUACUAUUGUCUGUAACCUACCUGCCGCUGGGCUCUCUGUCUGGCCCAUAGACCAUCAGAGAGAGAGAGAGGAAACACAGACUCACUCUGACUGGGAAAGGAAAAGAAGAGGCUGACUGUAAGGUGGUUUUUCUUUUUUACGUUUUCACUAACAAGGUGAAUGCAGAUUAAGGAUUUUAAAGAGAUUUUUUAUUUAUUUUUUAUGCAGAGCUGACAUGCAUUUUUGUCUGAAACUUUUUCAUCACUAAUUUUUCAUAUCCUUUCCUUUGACAGUAAUGGAACCAGUCAUGUUUUGAUGUACGUGCAUGCAUGUGCGCACUCUUCUACCUGUAUAUACUUGUAGUAUGAAUGUGAAUGUGUUUGCGCACACUGAAAAGUCUUUCAACUAGUGUCCAGACUGCAUGUUGUCGGCAGGUCAUAUUUUAUGUUUCGCGUUUGAUUUGCAUCUCGUUUUAAUUCACAUUUUUAUUACUUUUAUGUUAUUUGUAAAUCUCAGAGGAAAAGAAGUGUGUGUGUGAUAUGCACCCCAUUAUAAUUAAAUACAUCUGGCAGGGAAAUUGGUAAAAUUAACAGCUGUCAAGGAAUUUAAUUGUCUUGACUGGCAGUGUUAAGCAAUAUGCAUUUACACCUCCUGCAAUUAUCACGAAUGUGUUCAAUAUAGAAAUGAUCAUGUCUUUUCUUUCUUUCUUCUUUUUCUUGGUGCAGUAUAACAAUAAUAAAAAAAGAGGACAAUUAGAUGGUGUCAAAACAUUCGGACACUAAGACGAGCACAGCACACUACACCAGUUUAUAUUGAAGUGGGAGGUUGAGUUGGCCAGUGUUUGACUUGACAUGUUUGAUUAGGUGAGGUAUGUCUGUGACGAGGAUGGCAAUGUAACGACAACAAAAAGAUGGAAAGAGCUGAGGUAGGGAGAAAUUUUUAUUUCUGUUGUGCUUUGAGAUUUGGCAUAAAUACUGAGUCAUACUGAGAUGAAUGACAGUAUUUUAAACAAACCUGAAAGCAACCUCCUCCGCAGAAAAAUCCACCAUUAAUUUCCCGGUGAAGUUAUGACAAAUGUGUGCUGUUCCCUGUGGUCUGAUCCGGCUGCCACAUGCAACAUUAACUGAGACGAUCUGAAAAAUCACACCUCUAUAUUCCAAAAUCGUUGAGGCCUGUAGCUCACAAAGUAAUAACUGUAGUAAUACGUAAUGUGCAUUAAUGCGGUUCAAUUUGAUGCAGAAUAUGACGCAGGCACCUUGAUUCAGAUUCGACGUGAGGCGUUUUACAUGAGUCACGAGUCACAAAAUGUGUCGAAUGUAUUUCCCUUUUCCACAACAUACGAACAUAUUCAGUCUUCCCCAGUCGCCAUGUGUCAUUCUGUCUGUCUACCAGUGGGGGGCAUUGGCUUCUGAUAUUUCUAGCAGUUAAUUUUCUUUCUGUCAUCGCCAAAAGAUGUAGAAAGUUUUACAUUGAUAUGUUAGGGUUUAUAAAAAGGCUCCAGUUUGAUAUUGUUGUCUGAAGUGUCAUCAUGUUUACUUUACAUUUACAGGUGGAUUUGUGUCGUCUGUGCGCACCUUGUCCUGCUCUCGUUUCAUCUCAACUGGUAAGUCAGAAGAAAGAUCCUGUCUUCCUGUUAAUAUUGGACUAUUAAACAUUAUGACUUAUUAAUAAGUGCGACAUUUGUAGAUGUAUAUACUGUAUAUUCCUGUAAAUUCCUCUUACAGAACUUAACUUAAUGAAAAUUGUCCUUACAAGGAUUAAAGUGAAGGAUUAAACCACAGCAAUUCUCAAGAACUAAAGAUAAUUAUCAGUUUUUAUGAUGCAUAAGUUACGUUUUAGGCAAAGAUUCUGCCAUUUAUGUCUUACAUAGAGGAAAAGGUUCGGGCAGUUACCAAGAAAGUUAAGAUAACCGUCCCUUUAUUUGACAUUUAAGUUCUAGACUGUAAUUUUGCUUCUGUUUCUUACAUACGUAUUGAGGUUAUUUUUAAAGCCCUCUCAGAGCACUGAGCUCAGAAAAGACACUGUAAUUUGUCAGUGCUCAAUUAAUCAUGUUCAAAAACGCCCAUGAUAUAUAAACAGUUUAAAAUUAAUUGUUUCUCCUAAAUGAAUUUGUCUCCUCCACAGUGUGCUCAACUGCUGCAUUGCUGAGAUUAUUUGAGCCUCGAUGUGAAAAAUGUUACUUUACUCGUCAUUGCUGCACUGCAAGGCAACAGAUUAGUGUGGAGGAAAUGAAGACAAAUAUGUGAUGAUUGUUUUAAUUGAUCUGAUUAGUUUUGCUUGUGAUCUGCAGCCAGCACGGAGACCAGUCGGUGCCGCAGAAUCCAAAUGUCAGAUGAGGUCGUGCCUUUGUCUCGGUGCUGCGGCUCUGCGGUUCUUUCUUUAAAUAAGUUUUACCUCCGUGUUGCUUUUUUUUUGUACUUUGAAUACAAAUUUAAAGCCUCCCUGUGUAUUUUAAUUUCUCAGUAUGCCCCUCUGUCCCUGAGACCCUUAACCUGUGAGGUCAAAGCAGGUCACAGGUGAGGUCCUCGGGAACAGGGCUGCAUUCAGUUUCAACGUCCUACAAAAAAAGGGGCAUUUUUGUAUGUAAAUUAUUCCAUGAUGGAAUUUUUUUCUCCCCAGAAAGUCGUGUGUUUUGUUUCCCUUGUUCUCACAGAAUGUUUACAAUACAAGAAAACUCAGAGGAUGCAAUGUCAUGUUUUCUUCUAGCUGUAAUUUAUCUUAGUACCCAGCUGUGGGUUUCUUCAGUACGUUGACUGUUUUCAGAAUAUGUUUACCUGUCGUCGUCAUGAUGAUGAUGAUGAAGACGAAGAACACCCCGUCUGCAGCACAGACACUCAGAGGGCCAACCCUAUUGGCUGGCUUUGUGUUUAUAGCCCUCAAUGGGGGCUAAUAGGAAGACAGCCGAGGGUUGUGACCCCGUCAGUUAUGCCACUUUCAGAAAGAAAUGUUAUUUGUACAUCAUGUGCAUGUUUUGUGCUUUGUACUGGAAAAGUGCCCUGUAUUCCAUCUCAGUAUGUUAAUAAAAUAUGCCAAAAAAGGUUGUUGUAAUGUAUAUUUAAAUUUUUUUAAAUACGUCUUUCUCACCCGAAAAACUCCACAGGUGUUAAAUUUGCAAUCUCAAUUUCAUUUGUCUACAGUUCAUGCAUUAUAUCUUUGCUACACUGAGCCAAAAGGCUGGAUUUUUUUUUUUUUUUUUUUACAUGAAGCACCAGUUUUUAAAAUGAGUAAUUGAAAACAUCUUGUGAAGAUUAUUUUGCUUUCUUUGACAAAACGGUGUCAUCUUUCAUAUAAAGCCUUGUUUUUUUUGGGGGUUUUUUGUACAACUUGAAAUUGUAAUGAUUAUAUUUAUAAAUGGUCAUGAGAAGAUUUUUAUCAAAGUGCCUUGUAGCAACAAAUUGUAAAAUGUACUCAAACACACCACAGACACGUAUUUGGGAUUUUCCGCGUUGGACCGUCUGACUUUGUCAGUCCUGGAGCAGACUCUUGCCUAAUAUUGAUUGGAUUGUCUGUGUGGAGACGGAUGAAUGCAUUAGUACCCAGCUCACCCCGCCACUGGAAAUAUAUUAAGUUCAUGUAUUAGGCACCCUGUCUGGUUGCCAUGGAGAUGCACGGGGAGUGAGGGACCAGGGAGGAGAGGGGGGGGGGGGAUGGGAGACCGAGUGGGGGAUACAGGAUGUGAUGAGGCGGUCGACUUGAUUUGUAGUCCCGUUCCCUCUUCCUCCUCCUCUGCCUCAGUCUGUCACUUACACGUCCUCUCUUGCCUCUUGCACCCUCUUUGUUCCUCCUCGCUUCAUUUUCUCUAACAUUAUUUCACCACUACUUCUAAAAUUUUCUUAACUCCACCAGCAAGAAUAUGCGCCGUCUCUCUCUCUCGCCGCUCAUUAUUCUAUUGAUGAUCCUUUUGUUCCCUUUUUUUCUCUUCCUAUUUGGCUUUGACUCUCCGUCUCGCCACCCCCACACCACCAAUUAGACUUUUACUCUUUGUGUAUUUCUUUUGAGUUUACUUGCCAGCACGCUUUCCACUUUGUCCCUCGACUGCAUAAGCAUUUAACUCCCUCUUCAUCUGCCCCUCUCCCCUACACCGCCGCCUCCCACCUUGGCUCGCUCCACCUCUGAGCUCUGCAGUAAAACUGGUGCAUUGAGGCAGCAGGAAAUCGGGGGAGACAAUAGAAUGGAGGGAAGUAUAGAGGGGAGUCUGUGAUACUCUCCUUUCAAACUCGAGCAUGUUGAGGAACCGGAGCAGAACAUUUUUAACAUCUUGUGUUAAAUUUCAUGUGGGAUAUAUGUACCUAAAAUUCAUAUUCAAACCUUUUGAUUAUUUUCAAAAUACUGAAUAAUAUGCAUAAUAUGCAUCCUUGUGGUCACUAUGAGCCCAGGAUUUGAAUAUAAACAGUUUGUAUAGAAACCUUUGUUUGAGUUUCUUGCUCAUGCUGCAAAAUGUGCACCUCUGCUUUGUGUCUCGUGUGCGUUAGCUUGCUGUUCGGGACCUCUCUGAGCUGCUUUCAGUGCUUUGUGGACGUUUCAGACGCUCUUCGCCUGUGUUGGGGUCACAUUUUGACUGAACACAAUGUUAGAAAUGUUGACGAAUGCUUCAGGAAGCUGGACCGUAUAUUCAACAAAAAUGAGAGAGUGAUUGAGGCUGCAAGAGUGGGUGGAGGUUACGACAAACAACUGAAAGAACUUCUGGAUGCAGAAAUCCUGCCCAUGGUGGAAGAGUUCCACGAGAAGCUGAAUAAAGACACAGUGUAUGAGGAAAGGUUGCAGACAGCAGCAGACAAUUUCAUCGCAGCUGCCUCCAAACUGCCUAGAGUCUCUGGAUGCGUCCCUCCUUGUGGUUUUCAGAGUGCAGGUGCAGUAUACAACUGUAUUACCUGCCACUACGACUCCUGUGGACUCCCUCUCGACUGUCCAUUUAAAGAAAUGAACGUAACGGAGAACAGUAGGAGCCAAAUAUGGUGCGAAGUGCCAUUUCACUUACCAGACGACAUCGAGGUGAUCUGGAGUGUUGCAGAAGAGGAGAAAACCCAGCAGGUGGACCAGUUCAAAGAAGUGACUGCGGGGGUGGACAUGCUCUAUUCCAUCCCUUCAACCAGCUUGCAGCAUCAGGGCACCUACAAGUGUGAGAUCUACUCAGGCCAACACUCCAUUGUCAGGCUUUACUACUAUCUCACAGUGACCCCCCAGGUUGUGGAAGGCCACACAGAGCUGCAGGAGAUAUUCGACCUGUCUCUGCUCCCAGAAGGACGGUUACUCCCUGAGCCUGCUGGUUCGCCCCCCUCCCUCCUCCCCUCGCCACCGCUUCUCACUGCCUGUUUAACUGCUUUGCUUCUGCUGCUGUUCCUCUCCCUGGGAGCUCUGUAUUGGUUAACAAAGCCAGAGCAAACGCAUCAUGCUCAACAUGGAGAUGAGGAUUUGGGAUUCUCAGAGUUGGGAAGAUGCAUGUAGUGCAAUAAAGGCAUUUCAUCAAUCCUCUGGUCUUCCAUAGAGCCUUACGUCAUAGUUUACAGAAAGCCUGUGUGUGACUCCUUCCACCACUAGAGGGCAGGAUACUAAUGUCUAUCAGUGGUGCCCGGGCUGCACUGAACUGUAUGAAACAACCGCAACUAUGCUCAUUUGAGUGUUACAGUUAUGGAGAGUAACUAACGAGGUUUACUCACUUACUGUAAGUACAAUUUUGAGAUGCUUGUAGUACAGAAAUAUUGUACUUUUUACUCCUCUACAUUCAUCUGACCGCUGAAGUUACUUGCCGCCUUUCAUGUUUUGAUUUGGCAUAAAAACAUAUGGUGAGCUUGUAAAAUGUUUUUGAUUACACUGUGUAGUUAACGUAAGCUCCGCUUCAAUCAGCUACAACAAUUAUGCUGCAUUAAAAUGCUUUUAACCCUUCUAUACUUUUGGGGUCAAUUUGACCCCAUUCAAUGUUUAACGUCUCCAAAUAAAUGAUUGACAUCAUUUUUGCUUCAUAUUUAAUGACUUUUCCUAAUUUAAUGGGGACAACUGGAAACAUAAAAUGAUCAUGAUGAUAUGUUUUCAAUGUCCUGUAUGCAUCAGUGUUCUUUGGGCUCAAUUUGACCCCAGGCUGUUUUAGCUGUAUAAAACAUAUAAGAAAUAUCUAUUUUACACACAUUUGUUUUGGUUGUUUUGGUCACUAUAACAUGUAAUUUUCUAAUCUUCAAAAAGCUUUAGGGCCCUAACCUAACAUAACCAUAACUAUAGUAGUGCGAGAACCACUGAUAGUUCACACGACAUGGGGGAGGGGAAAACAUCAUUCUCGCGAGAACUUUGAUAUUUCCCACGUGGGGGCGGGAAAAUAUUGUUCCGUGAAGAUAUUGAUCGGGGUAGAGCAAACAUAUGAAAGCUUGCACAGCAGCCUUCUAAACCAUUUCUCUUGGUGCUCUCUGUGCUCUCUCUCAACUGAAAAUUACUUCUAAGGAAAGGUUUGUUUUUUUUUUACAUUGGGUUGCUCAUUUUGGCAGGAGUGUACAAGUCAAAAGGCGAAGCAACAGCAAGCCUUUGGGCUGCUGACACUGGAAGGGCAAUAUUUCCAGCCAGCAUGUCUCUAAACACAUUCCAUGUUUUCUCCCGUGGCAUACGCUUUGAUGACAGAGAAACAAGGCAGGGCCGACGAGAGCGUGACAAACUCGCAUCAAUACGGGAUGUAUGGGACAAGCGGGUUCAGCGAUUACCCUUUCUUUACAAUCCAGGCCCUCACGUGACUGUGGAUGAACGUCUGGUUGCAUUUCGUGGGCGCUGUCCCUUCAGACAAUACUGAAAUAAAUUGUUUGUUUUUCCUUGGGUCAAAUUGACCCCAAACAUAAUACAUGUUACUAUUCUUGAUAACAGAAAUUGUUUUUCGUUCCAAAUAUUAUAGAUAACAAAAAUAUGUACUUAGAAAUAAUAUAAAGCCGUUAAUUAAAACACCAAAAAGAUAUCUCUUUCCAACUUUAGGUCAAUCAGCGAGAUUUUAUGGUGAUCUGCAUAUUUCUCCAUAGUUGCAUAAGAGGUAUUCUGGAUGUACAUAAAGUACCUGACACAUAACCUUGGGUAGCAAUUUUAUAAUCAUUUUCUGGAGGUUUAAAUUGCUGGGGUCAACUUGACCCCAAGGAUAAAAGAUAUUAGUAAAUUUGAAGGUAACAGGACGGUUAAGUCAUAGAAUUUUAUAAUGAUAUAAUAAUCUAAAUAUACCCAACACUCUAAAAGGUACCAUUCUGCAUAAUUUGCUUUUGAUAUGUUGUGAACAUUUUUGCCGUUGUGCAGUGUUCUCCAAUUACCAUCAAAUGUAAUAUCCCACAAAACUAAUUGAUGCAGCCACCUGAGACAGUCAAGCCUUCAGGUGACCACAAGGAGGCAGCAACACACACACUACGUCCCAUGUUAGAAAGCACAAGAAGAAGAAGACAUCCUCGACCUCUCAGGGGAUAUUUAGCUUGAACUUUGUUGCUACAUUUUCAUUGUGUCACAUCGGGGCUGUGGUACAGAGAAUAUUUGGUUGCUAAAAUUAAAUACAACAUCCCCAAACACAAAUCUGAAUCAUAUGUGAUGAUGGGGAAGUACAUAUGUUGCAAAACACAUCUUUACUGAGAAUGUGACACUUGAGUCAUACUUACAUACAUAUAUUUGCCAACAACUUAUUUGUUAGAGUGGAAACCAAAGCUGAAAACCCUCUGACGUCAUAGCCAGCCUUUAUGGACCAGUCAAUCAGAGUGAGAGUAAUUAAACGUUACAUAACAUAUACUCUUUAUCCUUUUGUAAGUUAGUAAAUUGAGUGAUUUUAUACUUUGCUUCUCCUUCAAAAAAGGAGCGGCAGGCUAUACCUGGUUGCUUCGGGUCAGUUUGACUUACACUCCAUUCUCCCUAUCACUUUUUUUCCCCAACACAUUUUCCAUUUAUAUUGAUUACCUGCAUUGACAUGAUUUUUUUUUUACAUGACACGAGGGGUCAAUAUUAGAUCGUGAACGAUUAAUAUGUAAUGCACAGUUUGCCUUCCUGAAAGAUACAUUUUUAAUGUUUUAUUGAAAACUCAACUCCUUUGCCACUGUUGUGGUGAAUAUGGCGAAUGUUUUCUGUAUAUUUACCGUAUAUAUUUCCUCACUCGCACAAUAGUGAGGCAGACUGGAUUAUCUAGCUAACAGAGGUAUAAAUAAAUAAUAACAGAAAACAACUGAGAAAAUAGGAAGUCUGAGAAAGUGAAACAUAAAAAGACAAUUAAAGGCAGAUGUGUUGAAUUUCAGAAAUGUAGUCCUUGGAUUUAAAGCUCAAGUACAAAAAAAUUAAAAUAAAUAUUUUUACAACAAAUUUUCAGAUUUUAAAGUCUUUUGUGAUUCUGGAAGAGCUUAGUCAGUCUGAAAAAAUAACCCAGAUGAUGUCAUCAGGGUUAUCUCAGAGUCUGAAAGAAAGGUGCAUUUACAAAGGCUUGUAUUAUUGUGUUCAAAAGUAUUAAAUGUAAGAAGUUUACUAUAGUAUUUAUUGAAGGGCUGUUUUGCAUUCAGGGUUUAUAUUUGUCUGGUAACAGGGAGAGCUACCUUGUGUUUUUGAGGAAACACUGUGCACUUUUUGUCACUGCACACAAAGAUAUGACUUCGUAUGUGCUCUAAAGACAACACAUGUGCCUAGUUCCAGACCUUUGAGUGCUCCCACUCCACCGAGGUCGAGUUGACUGAUUGGUCUGGCAUCAAGGCAUAAACCAGGGAUUUCCCCAUUUAAAGACUAAUCGAACCAAUGAUUGCCGUGGGAGGGGGACUAACAAUUAGCUAAUCAGCCCCGUGGGAGUGGGACCCACACAGCCGUCAAUCUGUUGUCAGCUGUGUGCCUAACCAAGGAGUAAUCACAACAACAAUAGAGACCGCUAACAUUAACGCUGCUAUCGAGGCUGUUCUAAAGUGAUUAAAAGUACAGAUUACUUUGAAAUCUGAACAGAACUCUGCUUUGAAGGCAUUUAUUCAAAGGGUAUGUGUUAUUUGGUGUAUCACGGCCCCUCUUCUCUUCUCGAGUCUUCCUCUCAUUUGAGAUGCUGAAUAGUAAAUUUUAAUUUGAUAUGACCCCCUUGAUUCACAAAUUCAUUUUACAGAUACGGUGUGUCCUCUAAAUAUCGCCAGGCAACCUAGGCUGCUUCUGUUUGUUUUUCUUUAUCUUUUCUCUUUUUACUCGCUCCACUCCCUUCUUAAAAUACCAACACAAAAUAUGUUGUCAUGACCACACAUCUCUGUCGACUCAAUGUGACGUCAGAAUCAGGCGGACACGUUGGUCUCUAGUGCUUGUGACCGAUUCAGAUGCAGUAUAGACCUUAUACUCCAGAUUACCAUGAACCAUAUUGCCCAUCCUGUUAUUUUGUCAUUGGUACUUUUUAACUGAAUGUGUUACGAACAGAAACAUAUUUAAACUGCAUGCCACCAAUGCUUAAUGUUCAUCUUUGAGCUGCAGAGUAAUUUCACUUUGAGUGAGAUCACAUAGACAACAGUCAGUCGGUCUCCAUAUAAAGACAACAGCGUGUUUAUAGCUUGUGAACUUUAAUCCUCAGUAAAUUAGAGAAAGCGUAGCAAACAAUCAUGUUAUUGAUGAAUGCUCUGCUACAAAAUAGUUUACCUCUUUCUUAAUAGUUACAUAUUUGCUAAGAACCUCUUGUUCUAAUAACAGGGCAGGCUGGAACAGUGGUUGGUGGUUCCAGGUACAAGAGGGAGGCAUCAGACAACUCAGGCACAGUCUGCUCUUGUCAACCCACACCAAUACAGUACCUGCCUUUUGCUGGAGACCACCCAUUCUUAAUGCAAAAGGGACUCAGGAAUGAUAAAGAUAACACACUACAUCAAAUGUUUCCACUGCAAGACCAAGUAAUAAAAAAAGAUUUCACAUUUCACACGCUUGAUGUUAGAAAAUCAGAAGUCCAGGUCCACAGUUCCAUCCCCUAAAAAUGAUCACAUUUAAGAAUAAUGUUGAGUCUAAUAAUACCACUAAACUUUAGUUAAAUACUUAAUAUUUCUCAGUCAGUUGUUGGUCCACCACUUUGGUCAAGAGUAAAAAAAAAUCGAACUAACUAUUGACCAUUUCACAGUUGUAGACAUUCUAAAUGUGUCCCACUUUAUUUCCUCUUGCAGUGCAUGAAUAUAAAAAGAAGGAAGGGUCAUUACGUCAUCCUGACAGUAUUCUAGUGUUUGUGCCAGACAUUGGUGCCAGUUCUUCUGAAGUUAAUGAGAGGACAUGGCGAAUCCCACUAAAAAAACAUCAUAUCUGUCUUGUUUUGACUGUAAAUAUGCUUCCACCAAAAAAAAAAAAAAAAAUGGUAUCUAUUUGUGCGUCUUUGUUUUCCUUGUUAUGGCUCUGCCAGCAACGGAAUAUAGCUAAACUCAAGUUAGCUACAUUUUGAUGUAUAUCCAAACAGGGCAGCGCCAACCUAUUAUCGCUGACUAGACUGUGAUUAUAACCAGAUCAAUGGUUAUAAUGGCCUUUCAGUAAAUAUAGGACUUGACCGUAUGCUACAAUGCAUGCAGUUUGCCUCAGUGACUUCCAUUCAUACUAGUCAUCCAGCCUGUGUUAUUAGCUAGCAUACCCCUAAGCCAUGACAGCGAUUAAGCUAGAGAGGCUGCUCAAUUUGCUUUCACUCUCCAAUCCUGCCGCUCCCUGUCUAUUUCUUUUACACCUUCACAAGGGUUAUUGCUUACUAAAGUUAACUGUUAUAUCUCCAAAUGAAUGAAGGAUGCCUUAACAGAGAUAUUUCUGGCUAACGUUAACUAAUCAAAGGGCAAAUGCUAACUUAGUUCACUGAAGAGCAAUAAAGUAACAAGUACCAGGUAUAAAAAUUGCCGUCAACUAACUGACAGAAAUGGACAGACCUGGCUGACAUUAGCCCUCCUAAAAGUUAUUAAAUAUCAUUAACAGCUGGUUGGUUGGUAGAUGGUGGGUUAGUUACUGAUAACAAAGACGCUCAAUUUCAAUCAAAUACAUGUAGAAUACCAUGGCUUGGCACCAAUGUGAGUUCCGUGGAGUAAUGACCUUUCUACUUUUAUUAACCGUUGUUGCAGUGUAUGUGAAUGACAGUAGCUGACAGGAAGUAGACAUGGACCCAAGUUGUUGCCGUUUAAACCGUCUGUAGGAUGUAAUGCUAUGACGUUUUGGACGGACGUUCCCAGAGGAGGAAUCCUAAUGACUUUGGCAACCCCCUUACAUUUCCUUAAUCACCUCCAAGAGGUUUUUUGGAUUGUAGUCAAAUGUUUUGACAUUUACUGGAUGGAUUGAAGUACAAUUUGGUACAUCUACCCAAGGUGCCCAGAGGAUGAAUGCUUAUAAUUUUUGUGAUCACCUGACUCUAUGCCCUCUAUCUCUAAGCAGCUUCACAGAGCCACUAGUGCAUUUUAAAAAGACUGUAUACAUGUAAUAAGCAGAAAUUGACACGUGUAGCUGGAUUAUUUUUUCGUAGGAUAUCAUAGGAACCAUUGUAUGAGGAUACGUUGUCAUAUUACAGCGCAAGUGCUAAAAAAAUAUAACUGAUUACACCUGAAGCCUUAAUGUCUGGGUGCUUCUUCUUUUCCUCCCUUUCCAUGUAAUAAUUUCAUUUGAAGAAUCUGAUGGCGCCUAAAUAAAACCAGUCUGCUGAUAGCUUGGGAAGCCCACAGUAAUCCUCCCUAAAUUAAUGAUGUCUUAUCUGUGGAGGAAAUACAGUGUGAGGACUGACUGGGACCUCCGAGUCUUAUAAAGCACUUGUGGAGCAUCUAAAUAUAGUCAGACAUGACUCAACACUCCGCUUGUCAUUUAAUGGGCAGAUUGCUUGUAUUUUUUUCCACUGGUUUCCAAGGAAACCAAAAUCAGGCCUCUUGACACUUUACUGUAUCGGCCCCAACUCACUGUAAGCUGGUAGUUUUCGACAGAGGGGAGUGCCUGCAAGGUAAAAAGCAUCACUGAGUUUUUACGUCAUAAAAGUUCCUUCAGCAGAUCUCACAUUUGUCAGAGCCAUAAAUCUCUCCUUUAUGUCAGAGUUCUAUGUAAAAAGGUGUGACUCCCUUUCUUAGCCUGUAACUUUGAACUGUUUGAGGCUUUCAUUCUGGUUUAUGAUAUGGUACGCCCAUCAUGUACACCCAUCACAAUAGAAGUAAGCAAUCAGCGUACUUAUCUGCGUGUUUAGCUCCAAUUAAUCACAAUUUGAAAACACUUUAAAUACGAUAUUAUAUAGAAAAAAAGACACGAUGACGUCAAAGUUUAUUUCCACUAGAGCUGACCUUUGGCAAAUAUGUGUUAUAAUCGUUACCCUUUGGUGUUUCUCUGCCCCAGGUAUAUUUGUCAUAAACAGUAUCUCAGGCAGAAAUGAUCUGGUUUUCAUUAGAACUCUGAGAAGUGACCAACUCCAUUCUGACCAUUUUUUUUAAAACUACACUGACUAGCAUGAGGACCUUUUAGCAUGUUGUUAUUUCUUAGACGGUGCCAGAGGUUCAGAUAAUAAUUAAUAUCAUCAGUGUAGUGAAGUAACAUUUCUUUUAAUUGACACAUUCAUUUUAAUUUUUGGGAAAUGAUGCUCAGUGCCUCUAACAAUUCCAAGAGGGGACGACGGCUUCAUCUCAAAAACAAAGUGACAUGUUUCUGACUGAUUCCUCCAGACAGUGACUUCAAAAAGUUUGGGGAAAGUUGUGGGCUCCGAUUGAUGUCCAUGAAUGAAUGAAUGCAGCUUCAAACUAUGUGUUUUUGAGCAAGUUCCAGUAAAUGAUGGCCACCAGUAUGAGUGUGCAUGCUGCAGCUGACCCUGAGGUCGUCACAUGAAAGCCGUCUCGACAAACUGAGGCAACACCCUCAGCCUAAUUUGUCCAAAUACCGUGCGCCAAAAAUGACUAUGAUCUAACAGAGUUCUUCAUUUUUAUUCCGUAAAUUGCUUCAUUGUCUCAUGUCUACCUCUUUUGGGUUCAUUUUUUGCAGUAGAGAAAGGAGUAAAAGGAAAAAACCAAAAUAUAGACAGUAAAUCUUUGAAAAUAUUGCAUUGGUAAUGCAAACCACAAGCCACAACAAUAAAACAACAACAAACUUGUAGGAUGUUGCUGUGUCGAGCAAGAACAUGUAAUUAUCCAUAAUCGUGUAUUUUAGUAACCCAUGUAGUACUGAUUUAUCUACCACAGUGUGUAUCAUCUUAUAUUAAUCAUGACGCAAUAAGUUUACAUGUUUUCUGGAGCAACUGCAAUUUGGUGGGAAAGUAUCUCUGUAAAUUGCAGCUUCUUCUAAGACAACACUGCUCAGGCGAAAUGAGACCGGAAAGAGUUUCGUGCUGAAGGUGACGCAACGCAUACUUUUCCUCCCCAUUUGUAACGGAUCAAACUUGAACCCCAACAUGUGCGUCAGAGAUGGCGGCCCAGACAGGGUGUGGGGAGGACAGGCUAAUUGAAAACAGAUAUGAGUGGAAGUGAUGUUUGGCUUCGUCAGACUCUUGGUUUGGUCCCAACAUUUUUCUUUACUCCUUACCAUGACUCAUUAAGGCGCUGUAACUGUAUAGAAAUAAUUUUUUUUUUUUUUGUAAAUCACCUCAGACCUCUGAGAGCCACAUUUGCUGGUUUACAGUUUAGACAAAGUAUCCAUGGUAAAAUGUUGCUAUUGAGACUAAACAUGGAAUCAUAUUUUGAAAUCUGAUGAGUAACGUUGAUGCUGCUCUUGAGGAAACAGACACUUUUACUCAUGUGAGAAAAAACAUUUGUCUGCCAAACAGUUGUUUUAACCACAGUCGGAAAUUACUUCAGAUAGGGCGGAAGGGUUUCCUGAUGAGCCCAUGGUAUUGUCAUCUAGUCAAAGACGGCCGAUGCACAACAGCAGCUAAGUGGCAGUGGAGAGGAGAAAUUCUAAUUAUCAUAAGAAGCAUAUAUUAGGAUGCCUUAGAUGACCAUAAUAUUAUAAGUUGUAGUCUGACUUCCAUCAGUUGCACUGAACAGAAACAACUCUUCUCGGAGCCUCAUUUGUCACCAGGAUGAACAGUGAUGUAGGAGAAUAUAAAUGUAACUUAAGUGAAAGUGCUCAAGUUUGCUCAAUCAGCAAAAUGUACUUUAAGUACAAUAAAAAGCACUUAUGCAGAAAAAAGAGUCCUUGUGAUAUUUCUACUUUUAUAACUGCUAUUAUCAUUCUCAUUCUACUAUAGCCGCUGCUACUGUUGUUUGUUAUAGUAAUCAUUUUUCUGUUACUAUUUCUGCUCCUACUGCUCUCAUUAUAUAUACAGUAUAUCUAUAAUUUCUGUCAUUUGAAUUGAUUAUGUUGUAAUUGCAUUAUGUUUUUUAUUCUGUACACAUGACAUCUGUUGCACUUCUGUCCCUCCUGGGAGAGAAAUCCCUACUCGGUUGCAAUCCCUGAGGUUUCUUCCAUUCUUUUCCCAGUUAAAGGUCUUUUUGGGGAGUUUUUCCUUAUCCGAUGCGAGGGCCCUGGGACGUACAAUGUCUUGUACAUACUGUAUUGCUAAUGGCUAUCUAAGAACACAAGUUUAAUGUCCUUGUGAGUGUAUGUGCCCGUGGACUCAUUGCUGUAUAUACAAUUAUAUAACAAAUCAUAUUCAAGCACAUUUCCUCUCAUUGUUUAUUUAAUCCUUAUUUUGAGCUAAGUUGUCAUUAUGAACAUGAACUUUCCAUUGGGAAUCAUCCUCAUCCACACCUAACAUCAGAAUGUAGAUCAUUUAUCCUAAGCCCAGAAACGUAAAGAUGAUUGACUGAAGGGCACUAGACAUUUGAAAAAAAGAAAAGCUCUUUGGGUGUUGAUCUGUUUGAGCAACCGGUAACACCUUGUUCAUGACCUUAUUUUUGUAUUGAACAUAAAUAUUUAUUUAGUCCUGCAUAAGUUUUGCAUCAAUGGGAUUGUGACAGCUCUGCUCCCCCUAUAAACGACAGCUCCACAAUCGUUUGUUAGUAUUACAAAACAAGUUGUUCUUGUUGCACCUUUACGGCUCGCCAAAAUGCUAUGAGCAAGAACUGCACUCUACAUGUAAGGCCUUAAUAUUUCCAUUUAAAACAGAGAUCAUAGUUUCUCAUAAAGUCAUAUCAUUCAUUUGAAUGUGAUUUUAAAAAAAAAAACUGCUGUCCCCCCUCGGCUCAUAUAACUGGUUACAGGUUGCCUGCCUUGCUUAAAGAUCCUCCUAAUCCCCGGAGCUUCAUACUGAUACUGAGCAUGUUAUUUACAUUAUUUUUACACUUCUUAAAUCAUACGAGACACAAGCGUCUUAACUCCAAAUGGAAUAUUGUUCUAUUGAGCUCCGUUUAGGUUUUAUUGGAAGAUAUUAACUUUUUAUGGAAGGUCUAUAUGUAAAGUAAUGAACUUUUCCCCAAAUGUGAAUUUACUCGCAUCACAAGAUGACAAAUUUCACAACACACAACACCAUAAGAGAUAUAAUAAUAAUAAUAUACCUCAUGAAUAAAUACUCAAGCUAAAUUGUUUUGAAAAAAGAAAAAGCCACAAGGCUGCCAGAAAAAAAUGAGAGUAGGGAUGGGAAAGGUGCGAGCACACUAUAUAUAGAAUAAUAAAUAUAUAAUCAAAUAAUGAUAAAUCAUCUCAGAACAUCCAUCCGCUAAAAAAAAAGAGCCUGUCCACUGGGGUUUUCAAAAGGCAGGGGAAUAUAUUUUCUAGUUACAAAGCAAAAUAAAAUUAAUGUCUUAGGUGAUCUUCCUAUGAUUAGUUUUUGAAUCAAUAUUGUGGCAUCAACAACAACGUUCGUUGUUCGUGUUAAGUGACCUGAAAUAGACAGAACAUAUUAUUUAUAGUUAAUUUCAGUCACAAGUAAACCCAAGUUUACACAACUGAACCACCUAUUCUGUGAGGCUGUCUACCAGCAAACCAUGUGAGAAAAACCGUGCAUUUUGCCUACAUGGAAACAUCUCCUUUCUUGUCUUCUGAUCAGAAUGUACUUUGCACCCAAAUCUGUGACUUUACAUUGUGCUUAUUCUUGUAACUUAGCCUGACCCCACAUCUGCUAGACUGUUCUUUGUAGAUUUCAGUUCAGCCUUAAACACCCUACAGCCUCGUGUUCUCCUGAAUACACUGCAGCUGAUGAAUGUCAACCCCUUCACUAUUAAGUGGUACAACUCAUUCCUCACCAACCGUACCCAGCAGGUCAGGGUGAACAGGACCUUGUCUGAACCCUUGACCAUCAACACCGGAGCCCCCCAGGGGUGCGUCAGUUCACCAGUCCUGUUCACCCUUUACACAAAUGAAUGCACAUGCAGCACUGCUAACAAUUGCAUGAUCAAGUUUUCGGAUGAUACAGUCAUCCUGGGUCUCAUGUCUGACACAUCGGAUACAGCUGUGUACAAACAUGAGAUUCAGAACUUUGUGCAGUGGUGCGACAAACACUUCCUCAUCCUCAACGUCAGGAAAACAGAGGAGAUGGUAUUCGAGCCCAAAUACAUUGGAGACCACUCACCAGUGGUUAUUCAUGACCAGAACAUAGCACAGGUUGACUCCUACAGAUACCUGGGCAUACACAUUGACAAUAAACUGACAUGGAGUGUUCAGGUAGAAAAUGUCUGCACUAGGGUCCAACAGCGGCUACACUUCCUUCGUAGGCUGAGGGUCUUUGGUGUCAACCAGAAAGUCUUGCUCCUCUUCUACCACGCCAUAGUUGAGAGCGUCCUGCGGUUUGGCAUCUCGGCCUGGUUUGGCAACCUCAGUGUACAGCUGAAAGCCCAGAUCACCCGGCUAACACAAAGAGCCAUGAAAACCAUGGGAGUCAGACAGCAUCCCACACUCCAGGCCGUCUUUGAUGAAACUAUCAUCAGACAGGCUGAGAAGAUUAUUUCAGACCCCACUCAUAUCCUCCACCCUGAAUAUCAGCUUCUUCCCUCAGGGAGACGCUUCAGAAUCCCCCAGUGCAGCUCAACCGCUUUAAGAACUCCUUUGUCCCCUUGUCCAUCAAAGCCCUAAAUGGCAAGCUAGCCAGAGCUUAAGCCCUGUAACACCGAUUUUUAUUUAUUUUUAUUAUCUUAACUGGUGCGUUGUACAACGGGCAGUGUGAAAUGUAUUUGUUGGCUGGUGGCAGUCUUUUGCAUGUACUGUAGGUACUGUGUGUGCGGAUAUGUGGACUGGCAACAGUCUGUGUAUGUAAUGUGUUAUUUGCAUUGUUUUAACAGCAGACACUGUAUGUAUGUUUCCAAGACAAAUUUCCUUUGGGACAAUAAAGUCUAUCUUAUCUUAUCUUAUCUUAUCUUUGAUUAUGUACAAUUUGGACAUUCACGGCCCACUGAUGUUAGUAAAUAUGCUCUGGUGUGUAGCGUGAAGCCUAAUUUGAGGUCAAGUUAUAUUUUGCCUUGCUUAUCAGUGUGUGGCCCUUAUACUGUAUUAUGUAAUUGUACAUUGAUUUACCAAGUCAAGUUUUUUGUUUUUCCCUGUAUAUAAUGCAAUCUUGAUUCAAAGAGAACAGGACAGUACACAUUAGAAAAAUAUUUUAUUUUUUCCUUUCUAUACAAGUUCUCAAAACCAUAAAAAAAAUUCCGGCAAUUUCCAGGCAUGUAAUAUGACACUAAACAACGUGCAUGUUACACACAUCCUUAGAGUAGGUACAGCAACUACAUAAAGGUUUCAUGUUUCAGUAAGAUACUCCAUAUUUUGAUCCACUGCCAUCAUCAACAUUGUCCAGUUUUCUCAUAGAGGUACAGUUUAUUUUUCUCUGCUUGUGCAUUUUUCCUACUGCGCAAUACUUCAACUGCCAUUUUCUGUAUUUUCAAGUAAAUGUGCAAUGCUGCAGAAAGUGUCAUCCAGGAUCCAGUGCAAUAACAACAACAGUGGUACAUGUAUGGUCAUAGACCGACACAGUCAAGCAAGUGGAGUUCAUUGUGUUGUUAAAGUAAUCUACUGUACAUUCACAUACGUGGACAUAUUGUCUGAAUAUUUUUAAAAAUAUAUAAACCAAGAUAUAUUGCCCACACCUUUAAAUACUUUUUUUUUAAUCUAAAUUGCAAUUUUCCCAACUUGAGAUAUCAUGAACAAAUAUCUGAUGGAAAGCGAUCUCGUCCAUAAGAGAAACCUGAGAAGUGCAUGGGCUCAGAAGCCCUCAGUACAGUUUCCUUGAAAUGUGCAAUACGAAUAUGAAUCAAACAUUUGCCCUUAAAUAUAUUCAUCAAUAUAAACAAUAUUCAUUCUUUUUUUUUUUUUAGGUUCGAUGGUUUAGCUGCAUACCUGUCCAUUAUUUAAUGACAUCUUAGACAAAAUAAAUAAAUGAAACCCACUUAAUAUAAUAAGGUCAGUGGUUGAAUUUUAAUAAAUUAUUAUCCUUCUCUUAGUUCUUCACAGGUCCAUUUGGAUCUACACACUCAAUGUGUAACUUUGGACGCGUUUCCUACAUGACUUGCGGAACCACACCCAGUAGAGGGAUAUCAUAAGCAGCCAGUAGAACGUGUAUGCCACAGAGCCAAAGAUGAUGAACCUAGUCUCUAGUAUCUUGGCUUCAGUGAACCAGUCCUUUUGACUCUCCUCGUAAAUUCUGUAACCAAGCCCACUUAGUAAAAUGGCUACCCACACUGACAGCGGGAGGAGGGGCAUGUAGUUUCCAACAAUCUUACGUCGGCCUGAUGUCCCCCAGCUGCUUUUGUUCAUGGUGAUAAUGGCAAAGUACUUAGCAGGCAGCAGGCUGGUCAUGUACAGAGCCGAGUAGAGGGACAUAAACACCAUCACCAUGUCUUUGCGCAGGAUGCAGGCGUAAGCCGCUUUCACCAGCCCAAUCAGCUGGAUGCAGCACAGGAUCCAGAGGAUGUCCCACAGCGUGCCUGUCCAGAACAGCUGGAUGAUGGUGGCGGUGACGAAGAAGGGGAAAAUGCCUGAGACGAUGGACUCGUAGGUCAUCCAGAGGUGGUGCUUGUGCCACCACAUUGCAUUGUAGAGCCACUCACGGAAAUAUGAUUUUGUCCAGCGAGUUUGCUGGUUGAGCCAGCGUAGAAACUGAGCAGGUGUCUCCGUGUAGCAUUUGGAGCGGGCUGUGUAUCUAAAGGAAAUGGCAAAAAAAUAACAUCUAUGAAACCUUUAUCAUGACAGCAAAGAUUGCACUAUCAAGAUAGUUGCGUCUGAUGCAAGCAUCUUACUUUGUUGCAAAGCCCAUGCUCAGCAUUCGAUUGGUAAGAUGUCUGUCGUCACCAAAUGUGCAGUGACUUCCCAAAAACUUCUGAUUGUACCAGGACUCCAGAAACUGCUGGAGGAGAUUGUUCCUGUACAGACCUUCGUGGAACAAUUCAGGAAUUAGUUACAAUGAGUUACAAGAGUGCAUUAAAGCCAUGACUACCACUGCUUGACAUGUAGAAUGAUUACUUUGACCAAUGUCAGAGGGGGAAAAAAUGUAUUUUCCUUACCCAAAGGACCACUUAUGCAGGACACACAGUUGAAGUAGGACUGGCAGGACCUUUCGAUGUUGAAAGCCAUCCAGUACCUCAGACUGCUCAUGAAGCUGAUGUAGGACUCUUUCAGGUUGAGGAUCAUCACAUCUCCUCCCACAGCACCGUACUUGGGGUUACUUUCCAACACUUUGCACAGCUCCACGGUGGCCAGAGUGUCCAACUUGGUGUCUGAGUCACACACCUGGGGGAGGGAGAAAGAAAGUCUCAUUCUUAAAAAAUGUUUACAGUAAAAGUUUCUUAACAUGAGGAAUAUGAAUUAUAAUAGAUACCUGUAUGAAGUCAACUGAUGACCCGAGUGCUUUAAACGCGGUGUACAUCACCUCCCGCUUGCCGCCCCACUUCUGCAUGAUGCACACGCAACUCUUGCUCUGGAUCAGCUGCUCUACCUCUUUUCGCUGUGGAUCCUCAACUAUGAUAUGAUCAGCAUCCUUUCCUGGGCCCAUUUCCACAUCCUCCUGGGCCUGGGUGGGGUCCCAUGUAUGGUAGUUGUUCCUCCACACACAACAGCCAGGGUCCAUGUCCGCAAACACCUCCCUGAACAUCUCCAUCAUAUACCGGUCAUCGUCUGUGUUCCCAUCGAUCACCAUGAUGAUGCGGAGCAGCUCAGCAGGAUACUUGAGGGCCCUGAUGGAGUUAAGGCACUCUCUAAGAUAGACAGGGUCCUCCUGGUAAGCUGAAAUAGUGAAGCCAAUGGUUUUGGUGAAGGUGCACGGGUAUGUGAGAGCUUUCAUUCGACGGUGCUCAAUAAAGGCGAAGAAGCUCUGGACCAACAUGUGGAGCGAGAGGAGUAGUCCAUAAAAGCCAAAGGAGAUGAUUCCAUACAUGGAGGUCACUAACUGGAAACCGUCAACGUAUGCCCACACCAUCAUGCCCAGGACCACCAGAGCAAAGGUGAAUGUGAAGAUGGUGCGAAGUAUUGAGCCAAGCUUCUUCAGUAAAGGUUUUAGCUCCAUUGUGCUUCUUUACCUAACAGAGCACAAAAACACCACAUAUAUGGUUUAGUCAUAGGGUAUAGCUUGUAUGUGCGUAAAGGAUUCCUACUGGUCUUUGUCAUGCUAAAAAUGUAUGCAGACACUCAUUGUGGUUUUGGGGAAAAUGGUGUUUUAAAUGGAGUUGUUUUAUGUGGACUGUUGUAAGACAUGUUAAGAAACAAGUUGGAAAAUAAUACAGCUGGCAUACACAAAGCUUUAAGCUCAAGGCUAAUGUUUUGGUUUUUUUAAUCCUUAUUGCCAAGACUGUUAAACGUGAAUAUCACUGACAACUGUGCCCUAUAGAAACACAUGUAACAGUUUAGGUAACAUAAUAACAGUAAUAACAUAGAGGCUCAGAGGGUCCAAGAGACUAAUAGUUUGUUGACAUGAGUUACCAUUCUUUUAUUCAUUUUAUUUACAGGGUUAUUUGAAUGUAGCUCAUUCAAUUAUAUCAUAUUUAUAUUACUGUUCAAAGCACAAUAAUAUGACAUAAUCUUUUUUAAAUGCUUGUAUGUACAUAUUUAAAUUAUUAUCAGAUUCCCUACAAGCUACUAAAUCAACCCACACCCAUAAAAAAACAUUAUUCUGAUAGAAAUCCGUAGCUGACCAAAAAAGUAGCUGCAUAAGAAAACACGGUAUUGAUCAAUUGACUAAAUCAAUACUAAAUUAAAUAAUAAAUAAAUAAACGGAUAAAUACAGCAUUAAAUGUAAAAGUAUCAUGAAUCUUACCAUGGCAAAAAAAUCUGAUGUUUUUAGUUUUCUUUUUUUUUAAAUCAAUUCAAAUCAUUAAUGACUUACCGUGAAUCUACAGACAUUAUUGGGCUAUAUUUCAACUACAACCAAACUCUAGUAAUUAUAAUCUGACUACUGUAUUUCUGAGUUUAUACAUAUGGCUAAUUCAUCAGCAAAACAGCAAUUAAAAAACGUGGCUAAACACAUGACAAAGUUAUUUAUUUUCAUCCUUACCUGAUGUCAAGUUCCGCUGGUGUUAUUUGCAAGACAUCCACUCGAUGCUUUCUCUUGUAUGGCAACCUGCCGUGAAGUUGGUUGGCUUUAUAAACCUCUAGGUUGAACGCGGGAUGGAGCCAUGUACGCGCUUUUUAUGGUGGUCCCAUUUUCAUGGGAAUUAUCAAUUACGCGCGCUCCCGCUGACUCAGUUGUGCGUCAGGAGCAAGGCGGUGGUCCCGCUGACUGAGCGCGCGGUGCGUUACGUCUGGGACCUCUGACUGUUUCCUAAAAAAAGAGGUUCCCAAACUAAGCAGUGUUUCUGUUUGGAACCUCUAGGGGGACUUUUUGGGGUUGCCUAUUGUGAGGUUUGUUCUUAUCUUGACCACAAUUUCCUUUUUUACAGCCAACCUAAAGAUCUAACAUUAACCUAGACCUAUUUUAAUAACACCAAUACAUUUUAUUUUAUUUCAUUAUAUCACCAGCUGUAGCUUAUAGAUGUAUUUUUAGACGAAUAUUGUAAAAGUUGCACUCAGUACUACAGUAUACUUACUUGUACUUUUAUGCUACUUUUUAUUUCUACUCCACUAAAUUUGUGAAGGAGUUAUUGUACUUUUUACUCUUUAGUAACUAAUUACUCCACAGAUUUAGAUUAUUAAUAAUAAAUCAUCUAAUUGAUUAUGAUAUGUUAUUCUAGGUUAUGCUACGCAGCAGUAUUUAUAGUAAUUAUAAAUAGCCUCACCUUUAUCAGCUGCAAUAUGUAGUGAUGAACACAUUGAUCAUCCAGUGGUAUAUAUAAUGUAUUAUUCUGAAAUGAGCCAUUCUGCAUAUUGAGUACUUUUACUUUUGGUUCUUUAAGUAUAUUUUGACACUUUUUUACUCUUACUAAAGUGAAAUUUUGACUGCAGGACCUUUAAUUGUUACAGAGUAUUUUUACACUGGUGUAUUUACAAAGGUUCUGAAUACUUCUUUCACCACUGAUAUUGAAGUUGAAAGUCUCAAAGUUAUUCUGUUUCGCCAGAAACUAAACAGAAUGCCAGGUAUUCAAUCACAUUAACCUUGAGAGAGAAAAGAUAAGAAUCCCCAGAAGCUGCUAUCGAGCUUGUACACUUGUUGGAUGUUGCCCUCUGCUGGCUCCUAUCUGAAACUGCAAAAGGCAAGACACCAAAGUGAUAGUAAAGUAACAGCAACACUUUUCGUUGUGAAGUGUAUUGUGAGAGGAGUCAAAGCUGGUGUCACUGAGGAAAAGGAAGUCUUCUCUGCUCCGUCCUACUUAUCUGUGACUUCAGAGGAUUAAAGCUGCCCCUUCUGGUUCACUGAGUUGCUACCACUGACCUGACUUAACCAUGAUUACAUCCCUGGAGAGUUACUUUACAGGGAAAUCUGUUGACCGCUUAUGAGGGUCCACACCCUUAGCCGCAGGAGCUGGCCCGGGCCGUCAACACGCUCCAAGUCGGACCCAAAUAUAGAAGCCACCAGGCUGCUGAUGUCAUGUGUGGAGGCUGAGCCAGUCAAUGUGUUUAGGGACAGCAAACGAACGGUCUCAACUUUCUGCACGUUCUGUGAGCUUUUUCCGUGAGAUCUGUAUGUUUUUAGUAUGUGCUUCACAACACUGUAUGCUUCUGUGACAUUGUUUUAUCACUUUUAAUCCAUCAUCUCCAAUAUAUUGUCAUCUUUUUCUGUUAAAUUGCAGAAGGUGCUUUUUCAAAAUCUUUUCACAUAUUAUUAUUAUUAGAUUAUUACAAUCAGCUUGUCAACUAUUUGCCUUUGUUGUUCCUUUUAUAGCUCCAUUUUCACAGAAAGGUCAUGGCUAAACUGCUGGGUUCUUCUGUCGUGUCCCUAGCAGUCGCUGAGGGACAAACUGCAUUCGUCUGUGGCCACAUCAAGAACAUGUUCUCUGAAGGACACUGCAGAAGUAAAAGGACUAUUUUACCAAGCUGCCAUAACUUCUAAGUUUGUAAACAUAGUUUGUGAAAUUCUGUAUAGGAUUCAAAACAUGGACAUCUGUGUUGCCAGAAUAAACAUCUUCUGCAAAGCCAUGUUUUCAAAAAUAUAAUAGUGCAGCAUCCAGCAUGCUUCACAGCAAUAAAGGCUAUUUUUUGUACAUAA